Messenger RNA from Chaetura pelagica (chimney swift), 630 nucleotides. RefSeq names its product thioredoxin-related transmembrane protein 2 (gene TMX2). The transcript has 7 exons. Gene Ontology annotation, molecular function: disulfide oxidoreductase activity. The annotation marks the transcript as partial. Gene Ontology annotation, biological process: brain development. The record is from RefSeq and is a predicted model, not a curated record. Gene Ontology annotation, cellular component: membrane-bounded organelle. Lineage: Eukaryota; Metazoa; Chordata; Aves; Apodiformes; Apodidae.
GGUCCCGUGGGCAUCCUGCUCACACCGUGUCUCCUGUCCCAGCGGGAGGUGGAGAUCCUCAUGUUCCUCAGCGCCAUCGUGAUGAUGAAGAACCGACGCUCCAUCACCGUGGAGCAGCACAUUGGGAACAUCUUCAUGUUCAGUAAAGUGGCCAACGCCAUCCUCUUCUUCCGCCUCGACAUCCGCAUGGGCCUGCUCUACCUCACACUCUGCAUAGUGUUCCUGAUGACCUGCAAGCCGCCCCUCUACAUGGGCCCCGAGUACAUCAAGUACUUCAGUGACAAGACCAUCGAUGAGGAGCUGGAGCGGGACAAGCGGGUGACCUGGAUUGUGGAGUUCUUCGCCAACUGGUCCAGCGAGUGCCAGUCCUUUGCCCCCAUCUUUGCCGACCUUUCGCUCAAGUACAACUGUGCGGGGCUGCACUUUGGGAAGGUGGACGUCGGCCGGUACACAGAUGUCAGCACCAGGUACCAGGUCAGCACCUCGCCCCUCACCCAGGCUCCCGGCAUCCGUGUCCCCUUGUCCCCAGCUGUGGAGCUGUGGAGCGGCAUCGCCAAGGGGCCCCCCCGCAAGCUGAAAUUCCCCCAGCCAGAGGCCGUGGUGGAAGCCCUGAAGAGCAGCUUGGCAUAG